AAAUGGCGUCACGUUGUUCGUCAUAUACUGUUUAAUUUUUUGUAAUUCUGUUUGACAAGAAAGAGAAAUAAAUGUCUUUUAUAUACAGUUUUGAAAAUAUACCUUUCAAUUUUAAUAUUGCUUAAAUUAUUAAUUAUUCAGAUUUUUUUUUGUUUUAAUUCCUACAUUGCUACCUCGGUAAUGGCAGUUUCAAAAUCUACAAAUACUUACAAUCGACAAAAUUGGGAGGAUUCCGAUUUUCCUAUAUUAUGUCAAACAUGUCUUGGUGAUAACCCAUACAUUCGAAUGACCAAAGAAAAGUAUGGCAAGGAGUGUAAAAUAUGUGUACGACCAUUCACUGUCUUCCGCUGGUGUCCUGGUGCCAGAAUGCGUUUUAAAAAAACUGAAAUAUGCCAAACAUGUUCUAAAUUGAAAAAUGUUUGCCAAACAUGUCUACUGGACUUAGAAUAUGGAUUACCAAUACAAGUUAGAGAUGCUGCCCUUAAGAUUCAAGAUGACUUACCUCGAAAUGAAGUUAAUAAGGAGUAUUAUAUACAAAAUUUAGAUAAUCAAAUGUCCAAGUUUGAUGCAACGCAGCCCAGCAAUUCUGCAUUGAAAUCCAAAGGAGCAUCAGAUCUAUUGCUGCGUUUAGCUAGAACUGCACCUUAUUAUAAGAGAAAUAGACCUCAUGUCUGUUCCUUCUGGGUGAAAGGAGAGUGUCGGAGAGGUGAAGAAUGUCCAUAUCGCCAUGAGAAGCCUACAGAUCCUGAUGAUCCUCUGGCUGAUCAAAAUAUUAAGGAUAGAUAUUACGGUGUGAAUGAUCCAGUGGCUGAGAAACUGAUGCGUCGGGCAGCUGCCAUGCCAGCAUUACCUCCACCUGAAGACAGAACUGUUACUACAUUGUAUGUAGGGAACUUACCUGAGAAUAUCACAGAGGAUGAACUCAGAGCACAUUUCUAUCAAUAUGGUGAAAUAAGGUCUCUAACUCUGGUACCAAGGGCACAAUGUGCAUUCGUACAGUACACUACCAGGAGUGCAGCUGAGCAUGCAGCAGAGAAGACAUUCAACAGAUUGGUGAUUGGUGGCAAGAGGCUCACAAUCAAAUGGGGAAAAUCUCAAGGACGUCAAGGUAUAAACGAGAAGAAUGAGACUGCACCGGCAUUGGAGCCUGUGCCUGGGCUUCCUGGUACUUUGCCACCGCCGCCAGCCUUCUUACAUCCAUUCCCACCUCAAAUGCCACCGCCACCUAAUCGGCCUAACGACUUCUUUAACCUGCACCACUAUGGCCCCGGCGGGUGGGGCGGCUGGGGCCCGGGCAUGGCGCCGCCGGUACCCCCGCCUCCGGCCCCCGUGGGGCUUCACUACCCCAGCCAGGACCCCAGCCGACUUGGGGCCCAUGCACACGCUAAUGCUCCGCAAACAUAGCAAAUGUAAAGAAACAAAAGUGCCACAUUAUCAAUAAGUCUGUCACAUGUCAUGUAGUGGCUAUCCCGUAUUCAAAGAUUGUGUAGGCGAAUUCAUCCCUCUCAUUACAUGCAACAGGCUCAGAAAUAUUUCUUGUGACAGUUUGUGAGAUGAGAUAAUCAGCAGUGGACUGUGGUUGACGAGAUGAUGUUUAAUUUUGAUAAGAUUAUGAUGUAUAAUUGUUAUAUUAUAACAAUUUAGUUGAUAGAUAAACUAAGAUGCAAGUUAAUUUAGAGAUUCUCCUAAAUUCACUUGGCCGACUUUGAAUCUAAGACCUCAUUUUAAAUCAAUGUAUAUAAGACUGUACCGUCAUACGAUUUUAUAACAAAUUGAUAAAAAUAAGAAUUAUUGAGUUUUUAAUUUUGUUUGCAUACAAAGUUAAGGACUAAAUUUAAACUACUCAAUUUUGUAGUUUUGCCAGGACAAAACCUGUUCUAUGAUAAUAUAAGAUGCAGUCUGUAUAUCAAAUAUCUCAAACAGGUUACAUUAAAAUAAGUUUAAACAGCCUUUACUGGAUGAUUGAUAAGUAUCCAAAAAUUAAAUGACAAAGUUGGGUAGGUAGGGUAAAGUGUGGUAAAUGAAAUUUCAUUGUAAAUACAAGAUAAUAAACAAAUGAAAUGCAUAA
Messenger RNA from Achroia grisella, 2068 nucleotides. RefSeq names its product pre-mRNA-splicing factor RBM22. NCBI's taxonomy places the organism in Eukaryota, Metazoa, Arthropoda, Insecta, Lepidoptera, Pyralidae. The record is from RefSeq and is a predicted model, not a curated record. The transcript is spliced from 7 exons. The coding region runs from base 181 to 1404 and encodes 407 amino acids. Gene Ontology annotation, cellular component: U2-type catalytic step 1 spliceosome; U2-type catalytic step 2 spliceosome; Prp19 complex. Gene Ontology annotation, molecular function: pre-mRNA binding; U6 snRNA binding; metal ion binding.